Messenger RNA from Ctenocephalides felis (cat flea), 1864 nucleotides. RefSeq names its product U1 small nuclear ribonucleoprotein A-like. Gene Ontology annotation, molecular function: mRNA binding. The transcript has 10 exons. Lineage: Eukaryota; Metazoa; Arthropoda; Insecta; Siphonaptera; Pulicidae. Bases 544 to 1743 code for a protein of 399 amino acids. The record is from RefSeq and is a predicted model, not a curated record.
CGUGAGGUGCUCUUCUGUAAGUUCGUACGGUGUGUGACACUUAUCGUAAAGGCGCCGAUCGUUCUUUCAACAUUGUUAUUUUGUGUUCAACCCCCCUUUCGAAUCACAUACGCCCAAAUUGUUGCCCCAAAACAUACCGUUUGUAAAAUGCUGGUGCGAUCCUAACCUAACGAAUAGUUACAAAACCUAGUGUUUUUACAUAAAUAAGUGUGCACACUUAUUCAAAUUCAUUUGAUUCUAAUUGGAAAUGAACUGACAAAACGAACCCUCUCAAAGGGGACACACUCAAAGGAAUUAAUAAUCGUUAUUGUUAAUUGAAUUUUCUACCUUCCGGUUCGGUUUGAAAAUAUCGUUAAGAUCGUUACAUCGAUUUUAAUCGAUAUUUUUGACCGCAAAUAUACUACAGUGGAUACAAACGCGCAUUUGGUAACGUCAAAGAGACGCAUAUACGAAGGACAGGUGCAUAAUAUCUGUUCACCGAGCAAAAAAUUCCGUUGUCGGUUGGAUAAAACCUCUUCUAAUUCGAAUCCUAAGGAAAAGGUGAUGGAGACCCAGCUAGCACUGCCUGGGCUUAGCCAGAGCAUGGAUUCAGUAAACACGGCCACCGGUGAAGAAGAGGUGCGAACACUUUUUGUCAGUGGAUUGCCAAUGGACGCAAAACCCAGGGAACUAUAUCUAUUAUUCAGGGCCUAUGAGGGUUAUGAAGGAUCACUCUUGAAAGUUACAAGCAAAAAUGGAAAAACGGCAUCGCCCGUUGGUUUCGUGACAUUUCACACACGCGCUGGCGCCGAAGCAGCUAAACAAGAUUUACAGCAGGGUGUCAGGUUCGAUCCAGACAUGCCGCAGACAAUCCGCCUCGAGUUUGCGAAGAGCAACACUAAAGUCAGCAAACCGAAAUCUCAGCCGACAGUCGCCACCACAGCGGCUGCACACCCAGCACUAAUGCACCCACUUACUGGCCAUCUGAGCGGGCCGUUCUUCCCCGGAGGUCCGGAAUUGUGGCACCACCCGUUGGCGUACAGCGCCGCGGCGGAGCUUCCCGGAGCAGCGCUGCAGCACCAUGCCGCCCUCGUCCAUCCGGCGCUGCACCCACAGGUGCCAACGCAGAUAUCAUUACCGCAUCCGACGGCUCUGACAUCAAUUCACGCGUCGUUGCCGCACUUUCUGCCAUCUCCGGCGCUGGCGUCGCCCGUCGGCUCCUGCGGCUCCCAGCCGGCGGUCGCCUCCAACGCUCCCUGCUCAACUCUAUUCGUUGCAAAUCUCGGGCAGUUCGUAUCGGAGCAUGAACUCAAAGAGAUAUUCAGCAGUUUCCCUGGCUUCUGUCGCCUGCGCAUGCUGCACUCUAAGGAAGCCAGCCCCGUCGCAUUUGUCGAGUACCGCGACGUGGCGGGUGCCGCCAGCGCCAUGCAAGCGCUGCAGGGAUCGUUUUUAUUGUCGAGCGACCGUGGCGCCAUCCGCAUUGAGUAUGCCAAGUCCAAGAUGGCAACGAAGCAGGCCUGUGCGCCGCGGCCGCCGCCGGCACGCACUGGGAGCACGACGAUGGACAAGAAACUGCUUCAGCUGCCGGAGGACGGAAUUAACGCUGGCGGUGCCGCUGCCGCUGCGAUAGUGUUCACGGCUGAGCCGAUGGUGCCGGUCGAGGAGCUACAGAAUCGCGGGCACGUGCUGAGGUCGCAGCAGCCCCUGCACGUCAACACUCGCCAAAACCAGGCGAACCAAUAUGCUCUCUCUGUCCUCUUGUGAAGUAGCUGCUUCUCUGCGAUUGUUCUUAUUAUCACCAUUUCCAAACAAUACGAAAACCUGAGCGUUCAAAUAUACGAAUUUUUUGUAGUUAAAAGCGUCAAACCAAAGGUGCCCUACUGUU